AUGGGUUUGAACAAUCCACUUCCGAGAUCGUUGAAGCACGAGGCCAAAAAAGCAGCCAAAGUGCUCGCGUCGUUCAUCAAGCCGAACCAGGCACUGGGCCCGGACGAGAUUAUCCCACACGAUGUGCUUCUGAACGCAAAGGGUCUUGCUAUUAUAACAGUGCUUAAAGCGGGAUUCCUCUUUUCUGGCCGUGCAGGUUCGGGAGUUGUCGUUGCCAGAUUGCCGGAUGGUUCAUGGUCUGCUCCGUCAGCAAUUGUGACGGCGGGGGCCGGAGUGGGAGGCCAAAUUGGUGCAGAGGUGACGGAUUUCGUGUUUAUCUUGAACACGGACUCGGCAGUGAAGUCUUUUGCGCAGUUUGGGUCGGUUACCCUCGGAGGAAACGUCUCGGUUGCCGCCGGACCGCUCGGAAGAAACGCCGAGGUUGCUGGAAGUGCGUCUUUGCAGAGUGUGGCGGCAGUUUUUGCGUACUCAAAGACCAAGGGCCUAUUUGCAGGCGUUUCAGUUGAGGGAUCGGUGUUGGUCGAGAGAAGAGAGGCAAACAGGAAGUUUUACGGCAACAACUGCAAGGCCCGGCAGGUUUUGAGCGGCAGGGUGUCUCCGCCUCCCGCCUGUGCACCACUAAUGAGGAUUCUAAACAGUAGAGCCUUCAGUCGCGUCCCGGCAGAUGGUUCCGAGUACUAUUCUGACGAUGAUGAGUAUUACAACGAUAUUCCGUCCACUUUCAGCAGCACCGAGGACGAUGAAGACUCCUAUUCUCGCUCCAGGCGCUCGCCUAACCAUCGCAGAGGCCAUAAUGACAUCGAUGGAAGUUCUGACGAUGCUUAUGGAGGCGAUAAUUCGGCCCAUGCCUACUACCAGCGCAAUAAGUCUGCUGCCAAGUCCCCCUCUGCCUGGGAGGACAACAUUUACGACAGGUUCGAAUCCGGCAGGGGCAGCUCUCGCUCAGAUAUCGGCUCCUCGCGGUCUUAUCGCCCAAGAGCCGAAAAGCCAGACUUCAGGCCUCCUUCGCAGAGAAAACGCGAUUCUUCUGUCUCUAAAAGUAAGGCAAUAGCCCUAUACUCGUUUGCGGGCCAGCAGGAUGGCGAUCUUCCUUUCAAGAAGGGAGAUGUGAUCACAAUUGUGCAGAAAUCGGAUACCACAGAUGACUGGUGGACUGGCAAGGUUGGCGCCAAGAAGGGAAUCUUCCCUGCUAACUACGUUGAGUUGGUCUAG
This is a messenger RNA of Brettanomyces bruxellensis, 1212 nucleotides long. RefSeq lists its product as uncharacterized. Gene Ontology annotation, molecular function: actin filament binding; phosphatidylinositol binding. The transcript is spliced from 2 exons. Gene Ontology annotation, cellular component: actin cortical patch. Gene Ontology annotation, biological process: actin filament bundle assembly; actin cortical patch localization. NCBI's taxonomy places the organism in Eukaryota, Fungi, Ascomycota, Pichiomycetes, Pichiales, Pichiaceae. The record is from RefSeq and is a predicted model, not a curated record. Bases 1 to 1212 code for a protein of 403 amino acids.